GCUCUUCUUUGACCUGAAAUAACCCCUGUUAAGUUCGCAAACUUUCACCAUUUGAUGGAAUCAGACAACGGAGUCUUCAAAACAGCCGGAGGCGUUUUGGACAUGCCUCAAACUCUGCGUAACUCUGGGCCCCUUGAACCGGAAAAACUUCAUCUCAGCCAGGAAGCAGGAGAAUCGCCAUUUUUGGGGCGCAAUGCCGAAAGAAACACCGGAAGGAGUGGACGAUUUUCUUCGGGGCAGCCGGAGAGCUCUCCCGCCAAGACUUCGGAGAAAACUCCGUUACUGAUCAACAACGGAGGCCGUGAAGUCGGACUGCAAGAGAUAUCAAGCAAGUCAAGAAAACCUGGUAGAAGAAAACCGAAAAAAGUUUGGCGCCAGAUCGCCAUGAAGAGACAGUCUCUCGACGCCGGACGGCGCUAUUUCCACGCCAGUGGCGAAUACAGCGACAGCGUCGUCGUUUCCAUGCCGACGUCGGAGGAAAAAGACGCUACCAACUGCAAGCAGUCUCGUCACCUACCCAAGUGGGCAUGGUACCUUGUAGCAAGGUCCUUAGGGAUUAAACUUAAGGAGAAGGAUCGACCGUGGUUUGGGACUUUUCUGUACCUUCUGACCCUCAUGAGUGGGCUCGCGCUGGGGAUAUGUACAGCUUGGAGAACUGUAGUAGACAUUUUAGACAUUCACACAAGUCAGAACGCUGUCGAUGGGACCAUUCACGUGUUGCUGACGAUGGGUUGGAUUUCGGUCGGCAUCUAUGCGAACGGUCUUGCCUUCAAACUGUUUUCAAACAAGCAUUUUUACGACAGCGUCCGCGUGCACUCGAAGACGAUUUUCAAGAUGAACGCAGUGUUGUUGAUCAUCUUUCUGUGUGCCUUGUUCGGCGCUUUGACUAAUUACAACAAGUUCGAGCAGUUCAUGCCAGAACAUUGCGAGAAGAUAAACCUGAACCCGUGGAUAUGUUAUGUGAUGUACGUCGGACGAGUUGUGUUCUCGCUGUUUUGUUUGGGCUGGAAUGCACUGGUGGCUACGAUCUGUCUCUCUGUGUGUCGGACACACACCAUAGCCAUCAGAAAGUUUAUAAAGGACCUGGAGGAGGAUGGGAUGGCGAUCGACACUGUGAGGUUUCUGAAGGGAGGGCGGUACCUCACCAUCGAGAUGUCAGGAGAGUUCGGCGACUGGCUCAACGUGGAGCAGACAGAAGUCUUACUCUAG
This is a messenger RNA of Branchiostoma floridae (Florida lancelet), 1209 nucleotides long. RefSeq lists its product as uncharacterized. The transcript has 4 exons. The record is from RefSeq and is a predicted model, not a curated record. Bases 55 to 1209 code for a protein of 384 amino acids. Lineage: Eukaryota; Metazoa; Chordata; Leptocardii; Amphioxiformes; Branchiostomatidae.